CUCUCGUCAAGCGUUGGACGUACGAAGUAAUGCCGUAACUUGCACCAUUUUUACGAUGCCCGCCGACGACGUGCUGCCUGGCCACGUCGUGCGCGAGCUCAAGCGCGACGCGCUCGGUGUCUGCCACGCUGUCCUCGCCAACCUCAGCGCGCUUCAAGCCGCGCCGCUGUACGCCAAGCACCUCGACCCGACGUGCCUCCGCCGCAUGGAGCUUCGUCGCGGCCUCGACACCAUCGACGCAGACCUCAGCGCGAUGCUCGGGCGCACUUCGCUCGCUGCGUCCCUCGACGAGAUUGCCAUGCACCUACCUACGAGCAAAGGUGGCUACUUGAGCCCCGACGCUGUGCAGUACGAACAGCUUGCGCGGCUUGCGGGUCCGACGCGGGACAAGCCGUGGCAGUCAACGGUGGUCGCAUGGCUUGGCAUCGGCGCCACCGACUACUGCGUCGUCGAGACCCAGCUCGGCUUCACGGGCGCGAGUGCCCAGCGUGGCUUGCUCCGCGUUGUGUACGCUGUCGAGCUGCCGCACAACUUGUGCCCGCCUCGGCGCGGCUUCCACCGAGGGGCGUACCUUCGGGUCGGCCAUAUCUUUUUGGAGCCGCCGCCGUCGAAAGCGCACUGCGGCGCAACGGUCGACGCCCAUGCGAUCGUGCUGCUCCCGGCCACUGAUUCAAACCUCGCGCUCGUGCGCUGCCAGAUCACGUCGCUCAUGGGCUUGAUCGGCUACUUCCAGCGACAGCGUUUGACCAAAGCGGCGGUGGCCCUCGCGAAUUGGCGCCGGUCCCCGAGCUACAGCCCGCGCUGGGUCGAGCCGAAAGCGACUGCCAAGCGCUGCGCCGUGUGUCAACGUCGGUUCCACCCGCUUCGACCAAAGACACACUGUGAGCUCGACGGGCGCGUCGUGUGUUUUGGGUGCUCGGCCAAGUGGAUGCUACUGCCGAGCCCGGGGGCCCGCCCGAUCCGCGUCCGCAUCUGCGACGACUGCGUCCAAGCUGCGGUGACCAAAGGCCCGCUGGGUGUCGGUCCCAAGCCUAUAGCGCCAGGGAGCCCCGAGAACUCGAGUCGGCUACUGCCGACGCUCUCGAGCCUUACCGGGAGCCGCUUGGACAUGACGACACGGACGCCACGGCGCAUGACGCUGGUGCCAGAGAUGCCCCUCUUGAGCGACAUUGACGAGGAUCAGCAGCAGCGAGCCUGAGAAUCAAAUGUGGAUUGCUUGUGUGCAUUGUCAGA
This is a messenger RNA of Saprolegnia diclina VS20, 1233 nucleotides long. RefSeq lists its product as hypothetical. The coding region runs from base 56 to 1198 and encodes 380 amino acids. Gene Ontology annotation, molecular function: metal ion binding. The record is from RefSeq and is a predicted model, not a curated record. Lineage: Eukaryota; Oomycota; Saprolegniomycetes; Saprolegniales; Saprolegniaceae. The transcript has a single exon.